Cuscuta campestris is the source of this 1474-nucleotide messenger RNA. NCBI's taxonomy places the organism in Eukaryota, Viridiplantae, Streptophyta, Magnoliopsida, Solanales, Convolvulaceae. The record is from the annotation of a GenBank genome assembly.
ACGAAACAGAUAAUGGUGGAUUGUAGUCCAAAUUAUGUCUCUAACUUUUUAAUUAAUCAUUACCCACAGUUUGCAGCCCGGUUAACAAAUUGGGCCACAAUUGUAUUCUGUUUUACAACUCUAAUAAGAUGGGCCAUAUUCUUGCCGGCCCAUACUCUUAGAAGCUUCCUUUCUGUUCUAGCUUCCUCCCCAAGCUGGGUGACCCGACGACAUCCAUCGCCACAUUCCUAAAACCCUCCUUCUUCUUCCUUAAACCCUAUAAUCGCCUUCUUCUAGAAAUUGAUAAUCUCCCAGGCGCCAUCUUUCCGAGCUUCAAUCAUGGUGGUCAGCAGAAUCGCGUCUCGGCUCUCAAAGUCGGCUCUGGUUCAGUGCCGGAACUCGUUGGUCUUAUUUGCGCGGCAGCAGAAACCCCAGGCCCCGAACCUUUCGAACCGAUUCCAUUCCAUGUGUUUUCCUCAAUUCUCUAUUGUUCCUGGUCAUAUCUCUCUUCUGCGUGAAUCGGCCAUUAGUAGAUCUGGCUCUCAAUGGUUUGGAAUGUCAUCAUCGGCCUCUCCACAAUCUGAUGAAAAGGAGACAGCCCAGGCAGGAAAUGAACAGGGGGAAAAAACUGAAUCUGACUCUAGCAAAAGUGUGAAUAAUGAUGCUGAAUCUUCUGAUGACACCAACAAAUCAGAUUUGGAGGACCUUUCCAGGGAUGACCUGGUGAAACUCGUGCUGGAGGUGGAAGAUAAACUGAAGGGGAAACAAAAAGAAGUUGAUCAAAUGAAGGACAAGGUUCUUCGCACCCUUGCUGAUAUGGAGAACACAAUGGAUAGAAAUAGACGUGAAACAGAGAACUCCAAGAAGUUUGCCAUCCAGAACUUCGCAAAAGGCCUUCUAGAUGUUGCAGACAAUUUGAGUAGGGCUUCAAAAGUUGUAAAAGAAAGAUAUUCCAAGAUUGAUGCUUCUAGUGACACUACCGGUUCCAUGCAACUUUUGAAAACGCUACUUGAAGGUGUUGAAAUGACUGAGAAGCAACUGGCUGAGGUGCUCAAGAAAUUUGGAGUUGAAAAAUAUGAUCCCGUGGAUGAGGAGUUUGAUCCAAAUAAGCAUAAUGCGGUAUUCCAAGUGCCAGACCCUUCCAAGAAGCCUGGCACUGUUGCAGUUGUCCUUAAGUCGGGGUACACAUUACAUGAACGAAUCAUUCGGCCAGCAGAAGUCGGGGUUGCACUGGCAGUGGAGAACGAAGCAGCAGACGAAUGAUGUGAGAAUCUUUUAAUGGAGUGAGUGACUUUAGAAAUGGAGUUUUUCUCUCAUUUGGGGUUUCUUCAAGAUUUGCCAUUAGUUUUAGAAAAAGAUUCAAACUUUGCCCAGCAGUGGAACUCUGCUCCCUCUCCCCUCUCCACUCUCCAGUAAUAUACUUUUUUUUCAAGAAAAAUAUCUGCAUUACUUUUAAUGAUGCUUUUGUAAUUGAAAAGAAAUUACUAAAGAUUUU